AUGCCUAUGCACCGCGCAAAAGCGCAGGGGGUGGUGAUGGACGAGAUAAAGGACAUUUACAACUCGUAUUUGAGCGAGGCCUUCGCAAAAGGCGUGCCUGUGGAAACAGGCGCAACGCGAAAGCUGAGGGACCUGGUGGUAUACAGCGACAUCGUUGGGUUCGCCCGGGUAAGAGGUGUGCUUGAAAACCCUGCGGCAAAAAGGGCGGAAAUUCUUCGCCUGCAUGGAAGGCUAAAGAAAGCCAUAAACCGGCCUAGGCGAGUAUUCCUGCGGCACUCCAACGAGUGCAAUUUGGGGCUUCUGUGCUCUCUAAUGCUCCCUUCUGCCCUGGUCGUGCUCACCAACAUGAAGGCGCUUAUCAGGAAGUAUCGACUCCGACACUGUUUCACAAAGUAUAUUUAUGCGGGGAUUGGAAAAAAAAGAAGCAGCAGAGAAUGUGUACAGACAUAA
Messenger RNA from Nematocida major, 450 nucleotides. RefSeq lists its product as uncharacterized. The transcript has a single exon. The record is from RefSeq and is a predicted model, not a curated record. NCBI's taxonomy places the organism in Eukaryota, Fungi, Microsporidia. Bases 1 to 450 code for a protein of 149 amino acids.